AAUGUCAUUUCUUUGGUAGAGUUCACCGAUUUUGAAAUAUCAAAGAGCCGGUGAUGAAACACAUUCCAUCAUUGUCCCCAAGGCUGUUGGAAGAGAAAAAGGCCCACUGAAUGCCAGAUCCUCCCCUGUACCUACAAGACCCACACAAUGACAGGUCCUUCACUUUUCUUUGCAGUGAAAAAUGAUGUCCUUUUUCAAUGAAAUUAUCAUAUUUUACCAGUUUUUAUUUUAAUAUCAGUAUUAGUAUUUUAAAGAACCUAUGAUGCCAUGAUGCACUCCGAGGGUCUACAUCGAGGAGAAUAGCCCCGUCGUAUAUCGAUCCUCCAUUACACUGGAAAUGAGGUCAUUUUCGGCGUAAAUCGACUUUUACCAGAGAACAGAAUCGAGUUUGCUGGUCCCUUGUUCUUGUCUGUGUGUGGUGGUGCAGUCUGGUACCUGCGAAGGUCAUCCAGUAAGCGUUACAUGCUGAUGUAAAUGGUUUCGACCAAUCUGACGUGUCUUUCAACUCCCUUAAAUGUGCUUGGAGUUGAGUAACAUUCUUCCUCAUUCAUCAGGGUGGGAUGUGGCCAGACGACGUCCACUCCUGUGUAUUUCUGUGACUUUUCCGGUGUUUCUGUAUCUCUGUUGUAACCUUAUGACACUCUGUGACGCCAUAACCUCAGUGGCCACUUCCGACUAAUUACAUCCUGCCUGAAAUCCCACAAUGGCGAGGUACAGUUGAUCAUCUGCUCAGUAUCGUCUUGGUCUUGUGAUGUCAAAGAGCGAUGAUGAAGAAAUGUAUUGGUUGAUUCCUGGUUAAAACACCUGCUGUGAAUUUUGUCUUUAAGCUCCUUAUUACAGAAAAGGAAGUGGUGCAAAGAGGACCGACACACUGAACAGUUGGACAUGAGCACUCAAAGGUUUAGAGAAGGUUACAUUAAGUUCACCUGUAAAGGUUGUAGCACAUUUUGGUUUCCUCCUGUAAUUUCACCCUGCCUUGUAUGAGUAAUGGAUAACAUGCCUGUGUGUGUUUUAUUUUUAUGAGAGGUUGUUUAUUUCUAACUUAAAUAAGAUUUGGUAAUGUCACAUGAGAAUAAGUCAUACAUUUAUCCUGCAUUUCACGCAGUUAGGUAAAUAUUUGUAAAUUCCUAAGCAGACAACCGGAUAAUGUAAGAUGCUUUUCUUUAAAACUUAAAUUGCUGAUUUUCAUGAGUAUUUUCUUCAUAGAGUGAGUCACCAGUGACUUGUUUUGUGAAGAUGAUAGAGUUCAUAUCUUGUGUUGUUAUUCCUGGAAUCUGCUGAAGUCUUCCUUCCAGUUAGAAGUUACUGUCUCAAGGUUUCACAUGAACUGUGAAGCUACUCCCAAGUAUGACCUUACUCAACUUCUCUAGUUCUGACUUUAAGCUCUGUGUUUUCUUUUCAAGAGUUCAAGUUCCUUCUUAGUGUUUCUGUGGUGUCGGUUGCAUCAUCUGUCAUUCUGCUGUCUUCUGUCUUUUUUGAAGCAAUAGAAGGUUUCACCAUAGCAAACUUGUCUGUUUGGAUGUUGGCUCUCACUGUGACUUUAACUGUGGGACUCCGGCUCCUACCUGGCAUGUUUCUACAUGUUUGUACAAUUGCAGACAGUUUCUGACUGUGUCAUGUUCUGGUCUGCCUUUGCACAAGCCGCCCUGGAUGUCCUGUCUAUCUACAAAUCUGUUUGAUAAAGUAGGGUAAAGAUAUCUAAAAUCCUUCAAAAGUAGGAAGGUAUUUAUUAGAUUUAUUUGAUACUGAAAACUACAUAAUUCUGUUCUUUCAAAGCAUGUUCCUGAAUAACUAAGCAGCCAAAUGUUUUGUAGAGUGUGUAUAAAUAUUCAUGAUAAACCGGCCAGAUGGCUUCCUGCAACAGGGUGCUCUAUACUGUAGAUUUAUAUAUUCCUACAUAUUUUCCAUUUCUAAACUCAAUACCAAAACCAUUUCCAGACUCACAUUUCCUUAGUUACGGGUCCAGUUUUUGCAAAAAUAAAAAAAAAAUGUAUCGGCAUACAUUACAGCACGCUUUUUAUGGUUUUAUGUGUAUUAUUUGUUAUAACCAUAACAUAUGAGACUGGCGACAGUCACACACAAACAAAAACUGAUUAAGGCAUAGAGACAGGGUGAAAGGAAGAGAAGAUAAAAGCAGAACUCGUGCUGCAAUCUUUUCUACACUCUGUCACCCUUAAGGUGCGCUGAGUGGGGCCCAGUGCUGGACAGCGAAUGUGACUCUGUAUCUGUCCAGUUUGUAUGACUUGUAACAUUUCAUUUCAACUGAAAUUCAGAAGCACUUUAUUGAUCAAAAAGUCAAAUUAAAUUUGAUCAUUUUGGCAUCUCAAGGUAAUGACUGAGGAGUUUUGGUCAGGUCACAGAACUGGUAAACACAGCUGGGUGUUGCACAGAAGGGGAAAAGCGUGCAGCACAACAAAGGAAAUGGUAGAUGGUCAAGAUGGUGAGGCCAGUGUGGAAAUGAAUCUGCUUAAACAGAGCAAUAAUGGGGGGGAAACAGGCAUGAAAUCAAAGCACAAGGACAGGACAAGUCCACAGAAUUGUUUAAGCCGCAGAGGAGAGAAAAGCAAAAAACUGAUUGCUGCUCUCAUUGUCAUUGUCCUUAUAACUGUUGUGAUUGUCAUCUCUGUGCUUGCGUGCUGCGCAAACAAUGUCGAUGAGGAUGAAAAUUUUGACCGAACGACCUUUAACCUACAACAGAAAUUUAAUGGGAGCUUCCAGAUGCAAACUCCAUUUUCAAAUGAAACCCAAGGUCUCAAUGACGUUCAGAGAAAGCUGACCGAGCUCUAUGAAUCCUCCCAUGCUCUGGGUCGUUUCUUCUCAAACGCGGAGACAUUUCGCCUUGGGAGUGAGUCUGCUGUCGUGCAAUACAAGCUGGAAUUUAUCUUUCCAGAAGAGGAGCUUAGGAACUCCAUUCUUAGCAGGGAGAUGGUGUACAAUGUGUUCAGGCAGUUCCUCUACGAUCAGAAUGAAGAAGAAUCUGGGAUUAUGUUCAUUGUCCCAACUUCCUUGGAAAUGCACACCAUGCAUUAAUCAGAUCUUGAAAAAUGAGCUCUUGUAAAACCACUAAAACCGGAUCUCCAGGAUGUGAUUACUUUUUUAACGUAGUGGCCUAGAGACAGUUGACUUGUCAGCUGUUGUUCACCACACAAACUGAGCCACUGCCCAUGUGAAUGCUCUCACACGACCAGAUAGCAUAAACCACAUGGUUGUUGUACAUUUAGGAUUUUUAUAUACUGUAAUGUAGAUUUUGUUAUGUAUUGCCAUUGUUUUUAAGUUAAAAAGGUCUUUGUUAAAACCUCAGAUGUCGUAUGUUGAUGUAGCGGAAAUGAUGAAGUGGGUACACACACUCCUUUGCAUACACGUUCAGUUUACAAGCAGACAUCAUUUGCAAACCGUAACUGGACUUGCCUUGAAACAUUUGCCUAAAGUGGAACAAACACUAAAAUAACCAGGUGCAGAGAGACGAAGAGCUAUUUUUAUUUGCCAAAUGAUGAACUUAUUGACCCAAAGUGUGACUUAUAAUGUUCUUUUAUUCAUGUGUGCUUUGUGACUGUUAUUAAAUAUCUCAGCUGUUUUAUUAA
Messenger RNA from Poecilia reticulata (guppy), 3581 nucleotides. RefSeq names its product chromosome 15 C3orf52 homolog (gene c15h3orf52). NCBI's taxonomy places the organism in Eukaryota, Metazoa, Chordata, Actinopteri, Cyprinodontiformes, Poeciliidae. The record is from RefSeq and is a predicted model, not a curated record.